Osmia bicornis bicornis is the source of this 1694-nucleotide messenger RNA. RefSeq names its product mesencephalic astrocyte-derived neurotrophic factor homolog (gene Manf). The record is from RefSeq and is a predicted model, not a curated record. The coding region runs from base 206 to 733 and encodes 175 amino acids. Gene Ontology annotation, cellular component: endoplasmic reticulum. Gene Ontology annotation, biological process: dopaminergic neuron differentiation; neuron projection development. The transcript is spliced from 5 exons. NCBI's taxonomy places the organism in Eukaryota, Metazoa, Arthropoda, Insecta, Hymenoptera, Megachilidae.
GAAUGCGCCAGCUGGGAUUCCGGGUUUUUGACAGAAUCCAACGUGUAUAAAACGAAGCGUGUAUAAGACUGAUGUAGUUGCAUCAAGUAAUUCAUUAAAAUAAUAACUGCAUAAGAUAAAGGAUUCUAUAUAUUUGUGUUACACGUUAAUCAACAUAUUUUUUCCCUGAUUACAUUAUUGGUACAGUGCAGAUUAUACAUUCAAAAUGAAUAAAUCAAUGUUGAUAAUUUUUUCAAUAAUUAUUGGAAUUAUAUCUGUUACUACAGCUUUAAAAAAUGAUGAAUGUGAAGUAUGUAUUUCAACUGUGGAGAAAUUUGUUAAUACCUUAAGUGAUGAUGUAAAGAAAAAUACAAAGAAAAUAGAAGCAGCAUUUAAAGAAUUUUGUAAAGGAACUAAAUCCAAGGAGAACAGAUUUUGCUAUUAUUUGGGUGGUUUAGAAGAAUCUGCAACAGGUAUUUUAGGUGAAUUGAGUAAACCCAUAUCUUGGUCUAUGCCUGCAAAUAAAGUAUGUGAAAAGCUGAAAAAGAUGGAUGCUCAAAUAUGUGACUUAAGAUUUGAAAAACAAAUUGAUGUUAACACUGUAGACCUGAAGAAACUCAAAGUACGUGACUUAAAAAAAAUCCUGAGUGAGUGGGAUGAAACAUGUGAAGGUUGUAUAGAAAAGACAGAUUUUAUUAAGCGAAUUGAAGAAUUGAAACCUAAAUAUUCUCAUAGUUCAAAAUCAGAACUCUGAAAACUGUUCAGUGAUGUAGAUAAAUUAUUAGGUUAAUAUGGCUAAGCUUUUUAAUAUUAUUAUUUACGAAACUGAAAAUAUAAUUUAUUCAUUCUAAGAGAUCAUUUUAUAUAAUUGUUUAAUUGGAUUUUUGAAAGUCAGCAUAGAUACUUAAAUUCAGUAAGUAACAUUAAAUUAUAUUUCUUUAAAUUGUAUUAUUAAGCAAUAUCUUAGAUAUAAAUUAGGGAUAUUAAGUAAUGACAUUUGUUUGAGAGGAAUAACUCCUUUUAGUGUAGCCAUGUUAAUGCAAGUUAAGUAUCAUAAAAGGUGCUCCAUUUUUAUCAUACCAGUUUUAGAUAAACAUAAAUCAGUCAAAUUUUUCAUACUACAUGUUACUUUCACGAUUUUAUUUUCCAUUGCUCUUCACCAGCUAUUCUGAUACAGUGCGUUUAUACAUGUAUGAAUCCUAUUUAUACCAAAAUGUGAUGUUCAGUAUGAACAGAUGUAUAUGUGGUAAAUUACUAAUAAUGUAUUGUUACAUAUAUUUAUUUUUUUCUUUUUAUUAUAUGUAACACUAACAAAGUAGUAAUAGUAACACUAUUACUAACUACUUAAAAAAAAAAUAUUGCUGUAUCCCAACAUCUUUUAUCAGUUGCAUAUAAUGAUACAACUUCUUGUUAUAUCCGUAAAAAGUUUGAUUUUAUCGACUAAUUUAGAUAAAAUCUGAAGUCUCAACAAAUGCUCAGUAUUAUACACUCGUUAAUGAUUUAAAACCACUUAUACCUUAUUCAGAAAUUAUAAUAUAAUACGCGUAUAAGUGUGUAGAUUGUCUUUAAGUAUACAAUUGAAACUCAUUAUUGACAGAACACCAUUUCUUGUAUAGUGAUAUUAUUUUGUGAGAAUAUAUUUACCAAAUGUAAAAUGAAGAAGUCAUCAAAGAUUUAAUAAUUAUGGCAUUUAAUAAAAAAAUCUGUCAGAUAAA